Opisthocomus hoazin is the source of this 2160-nucleotide messenger RNA. The record is from RefSeq and is a predicted model, not a curated record. Lineage: Eukaryota; Metazoa; Chordata; Aves; Opisthocomiformes; Opisthocomidae.
AUGCAGGUGACCAUGAAGAAUGCAGUCCAGGUGUGGUUUGGAGAUGACCUUCCCUUAAGCCCACGAAGUCCUCUGACUCCCAGACAUGGGCCGGGUUUGGCAGACGUGUGCCUGUAUGACCAGUGGAUAUCUGUGCGGCAUGAAGCAACUUUGGUGCCUAUGCAAGAAGAUCUGUCAAUCUGGCUGUCUGGCUUGCUGGGAAUAGAAGUCAAAGCAGAACAACUGCUAGAAGAACUUGAUAAUGGGGAACUACUCUGCCAAUUGGUUGGCGUUCUUCAAAACACAAUUAAAAAAUGUUGUAGCUCAAGUAAUUUAAGGAGUUUUCCUAUGAGAAAAGUUCCAUGUAAGAAGGAUGCUCCAUCCGGAUCUUUUUUUGCCAGAGAUAAUACAGCCAACUUUCUUAACUGGUGUAGGGCCAUUGGAGUUGAUGAGACUUAUCUCUUUGAAUCUGAAGGUUUAGUCUUGCACAAGGAUCCAAGACAAGUGUAUCUUUGUCUGUUGGAAAUUGGGCGCAUUGUAUCCAGGUAUGGAGUUGAACCUCCUGUACUAGUAAAACUAGAGAAGGAAAUUGAGUUAGAAGAAACACUGCUGAUGACCUCUGGACCACCAUCACCUAUUAGCACAGCAAAGUCAUGUUGUCACCAUGGGGAGCUACAUGAGGCAGUUAAACAUAUAGCAGAAGAUCCUCCCUGCAGUUGUUCCCAUCGAUUUUCAAUUGAAUACUUAUCAGAGGGACGUUAUAGACUGGGAGAUAAAAUACUCUUCAUACGAAUGCUACAUGGCAAGCAUGUGAUGGUGCGUGUUGGUGGAGGCUGGGACACUCUUCAAGGUUUUCUUCUUAAAUAUGAUCCGUGCCGAGUGCUUCAGUUUGCAACUCUGGAACAAAAAAUCCUGGCAUUUCAGAAAGGGGUCACCAGUGACAGUGUCCCCAACUCGUCAGCUAGAAUUCAGGAGCCUCCUGUUAUGAAUCCAAUGUCAGCUGUCAAUAUGUUUCAAAAGCAGCCAUCAAAGCCCCCUACUCCUGCUCCAGGUCUCGGGGCCAGUGCCAAGAAGGCUUUAUCUAAACGUCCUCAGUCCCCUGCCCUGGCAUCACCAAAAGUGCCAGUGCCUCCAUCCUCCACAGCCAAGUCAUUGACAGUCAGGUCCAAAUUACAAGGGUCUUCAGCGACAGGUGUGCAGUCUCCUUUCAAACCAUUAGCAGGCACCUCAAAAAAACUGGAGCCACCUGCACACAACUCACCAGCUUCUGCUGCUUUGCAUCCUGUAAGCAAAAGCUCUUCAUCUGCAGGAACGAGGACAGCUCUUGUUCACUCCGAAACAUUGCGCAAAUGUAUUUGGUCCCCUGAUGCUCCCAAGGUGAAAUUUGCCCUGGCUCAGGGCUCCCCGGCACCGGUGCAGCAACCUGCCCUCUCAUCCUCUAAAACCCAGCCAUCUCGCUUGCCUGGGACAGCUGAAACGAUGGCUUCGAGACAGAAGUGUGUCCCUGCUAAAUGCAAACCUGCAUCUGUCGCUAAAACCAAAGCAAUUUCAGUUGCUUCAAGGGCUGCUUGGCUGCCUGUUACAAAUCUGCGUGCUGUUGCCAAGCUUACACAUUCUCAGCAGCUCCUUGCAAAACCUCCUUCUGAAAAUGCUAUUCAGACCACAGGAACUGGGUCUCAGCAUCCUCAGAAAGCUCCACAAACAGCUUCUGACCUGACAAGGAACCUGAAAAGUGCUUCAGUCCUAAAACACUCAGUUUCUGCACCUUCCCUUGGAGCUAGCAAAGCAUCAAAGUCACCAGCUAUGCUGGUAUCUACAAGCAAAAACCUAUCAUCGGCUGUCAAUAAGCAGCCAAAUGUCCGUAGACCCCUUCGGGCUGGACCCACUUCAUGCAAACCUCCUGAACGCACUCCCUUAUCUGUUGUGCGGCUUCCUCAAACUUCAGCCAAAGAGGCAGUCACCAAAAAGCCAGUGCAGCCUUCUGCAAAAGGUCAGCUUUCAACCAAAAGCUUGCAAGCAAAUGAAGGCUUGGCCCCAGCAGCCAAGAAGCUUCUCCCUAAGGGAAAAUCAGCAACGGCAUGUAACAAAGGAACACCUGGUGUAUCAAGAGGUCCUCUUACGAAGAACAAGCAAGAUGAUCACUAUUUCGUUAUGACAGGGAGUAAAAAACCCAGAAAGUAA